Molecule: messenger RNA, 614 nt
Organism: Cajanus cajan (pigeon pea)
Lineage: Eukaryota; Viridiplantae; Streptophyta; Magnoliopsida; Fabales; Fabaceae
Product: thioredoxin H2
Molecular function (GO): protein-disulfide reductase activity
Source: RefSeq, a predicted model, not a curated record
AAUGCAAUGCGUAGGAAGAAUAAGCAUUAGUGUGAGAAAGGAAUGGGUAAUUUAGUUUCUUCCUUGGUAGGGGGUUCCGGGAGCUACGCGGAGUCGCCGGAGAAUUCUCGCGUGCAAGCCUUCCACUCAUCGCCGCGCUGGCACCUCUACUUCAACCAGAUCAAAGACUCUCCUAAGCUCGUUGUCAUAGAUUUCUCCGCCUCGUGGUGCGGUCCUUGCAAAUUCAUAGAGCCAGCCAUUCACGCCAUGUCGCAAAACUUCACCGACGUUGACUUCGUCAAGAUCGACGUCGACGAAUUAUCUGAGGUGGCGCAGGAGUACGGUGUGCAGGCGAUGCCGACGUUCGUGCUGUUGAAGAAAGGGAAGGAAAUUGACAAUGUUGUUGGCGCCAAGAAGGAGGAGCUCGAAAAGAAAAUUGAGAAGCAUCGAGCUGCGUAAUCUUUGCAUAUUCUAUUCACCUAUCACCUAUAUAUGUAUGUAUCUAUCAUCUAUCUUUCUUUUCAACCAAAAUAAAACGACUAUAAAUAUGCCUAUGCCUUCCAUCAUUAUCUACUUCUUACAUUUUCAAUUGUUCAGUUGCUUAUGUGCAUAACAAGAUCAUCUCUGUUUUUUUA